UAUGUUGUCUGCUGCUGUCAGCCGUCAGCUGUUCCUGUCAGAACGUCUGAACAAAACGUAAACAUCAAUAAGUUUUGGGUUUACUGCCUGAAAGUUUUGGUUUAUUCCACUUGUCCCCUUUGAAUAUUUCAUCGCAAUGUCAUCGAGCUGGAUUCAAAUAACUCCAAGAUUUCAGGAUGGAUUGACUUUGAUCAACGCUAUAGAGCCAGCGAAGCUUCGUCUUCUUUUGAAUAGAAUUGCGACUUUCAUGCAAGGAGACACUUCUGGGAAAGCGACACCUUUUACAGAAGAGGAGGAGGCAAAGUUAGAGAAAUCGCUUGGACUUGAAUUGAAAGAUGUGCUCCUGGUUGUUGACACAUCAAGCCUCAUCUUACAGCAGGCUGCAUAUCAUAUUAUCAAGCCAGAAGUACUGAAAAGCAAACUUGUUGAUACUCUAAAAUUAGAACAAGAGAGAGCAGCAGUCAUAGUAACUGUAUGGAGCCUGAAUGCUAAUUUGAUUGUAGAGAGCCUUAGAAAAAGAUCAGUACUGCCGUAUCAGUUUGCAGAUGUCACCUGGUUGUUGAAUGUGGAGACAUCAUCAAACAAAAUGUCAAGAACAAAAGACCCUGUGGCCAUCCUAGAGUUACUCUUAAAAUCAAACGAUGCUGGUGACAGCCAAAAAGUGAAACUAGAAAUGCGAAAGCCAGAGCUGCAGACUUUCUAUCAAAAUUUAGAAAAAAUUCAAGCACAACUUGAUGGGUUAAAGUGAUAUUCUGCACACUAUCAUAUACAUAUUUGUAAGUUUGUACAUAAAUAAAUGUAACGCUUUGGAAAUCAGCUUUUUAAAUAAAACAAGACAUUCUUUUAA
This is a messenger RNA of Frankliniella occidentalis (western flower thrips), 847 nucleotides long. RefSeq names its product COMM domain-containing protein 10 (gene Vlet). The record is from RefSeq and is a predicted model, not a curated record. The coding region runs from base 137 to 748 and encodes 203 amino acids. Lineage: Eukaryota; Metazoa; Arthropoda; Insecta; Thysanoptera; Thripidae. The transcript has 4 exons.